CUCAUUGUUUUUCUCAAAACCAAGUGGCUCUAGAUAUAUGAAUUUAUAUGGACGUGAUGUGCUCUGGACAGAUGUCUUAAAGCUAUAUGAAAUGGAAAAAUCAAGUUUGGCCCUCACAAGGACUCGACUCAGUGAUGCCCACAUUUAUCUGAAUCCAUUUUCUAAGAUACAAAAGGUUGCUGAGGAAACUCAUAAUGUUAGUUUUUAUGUAUGCUGAAGUUGGGAUAUCGUUAUUUUUUUACAUAACAAUUAUUCUGCAUAGAUGAAAGUUGGAUUGGCACGCGACGUGCUCAGUUGGAAAGUGGGCCAAUGUUUGUCAGAGAUCCCGGGGGCUGAGGGCACAUCCGAGUAUAUUCUGAUGAUGGACAGUUGGUUCAAGAUUGUAAACUGCAAUGCUCGAUGUCCAAUUAGGAGCAUGGAUGAUGUUCGUAUCAAAUGGUUGGAUGAGUUCGCUGAGCUACUUGUGGGCUGGAAAAACGAUGCUUUGACUCAUCAUAAAGAACCAAAGCGUGUCAUGGCAAUUCCAACUCUUGAAGGUUUAGUUUUCACGUCAAAAAAUUUCAUCCACCUUUGUGAGCGGUUACUAUCGGAGCUCGAUUAUGUGUGUUUUCAUACUUUCACACAAGACGUGCUAGAGGCUUUUUUUGGAAAUUUGAGGCAACUUGGAAGUAGAGGACAGAAUCCUGACAUUGCCAUGGCAGCCUACGGAAUUAGUCACAUAACACAAAGAAGAAUCAUCAAAAAAAUUAAAGGGGGCAACACCACAUAUGGAAAGGUGAAUGGUUGGACAACUGUGUGCAAUGAUCCUCUCCCGAUAAAGAAAUCCAAUGAGAACAUCUGUAGCAACUGUAUUGAACUGAAUAUUAUUGGGAUUUUUACAAGCUUCUUUGGAAAAUUUAAUAUAGAUAUGCUGAAUGAAUAACAAGUAUUCUGGAGAUGGGCACAGGAGCAAAAGUGAAUCUGACCCUUUGUUCAUGAGGGGUAUCAAAGAUCCUUGAGAAGUGGUGGCAGACAUCUUCUGGAUGACAGCAGAAUUUAAUUUUUUUUUUUCAAAAUUUUCAACAUUGCACCUCCAAGGAAUUCUAAGAUAUCGUUUUCAGAUUUAGUUACUUCACUUGCAAUUAUUUCACAUGUUUCUUCUUUCUUUGUUACAACUUUUUCGAUAAUUUCAUUCAAUAAAUUCGCAGCUUCUGAGCCUGU
Molecule: messenger RNA, 1200 nt
Organism: Styela clava
Lineage: Eukaryota; Metazoa; Chordata; Ascidiacea; Stolidobranchia; Styelidae
Source: RefSeq, a predicted model, not a curated record